This is a messenger RNA of Exserohilum turcica Et28A, 1554 nucleotides long. RefSeq lists its product as uncharacterized. The transcript is spliced from 2 exons. Bases 1 to 1554 code for a protein of 517 amino acids. Lineage: Eukaryota; Fungi; Ascomycota; Dothideomycetes; Pleosporales; Pleosporaceae. The record is from RefSeq and is a predicted model, not a curated record.
AUGGUGCUACGACUCUUUGUACCGCCUGGCGAGGGCCAGCAUUGCCUGGUUCCCAAACGGCCAGAUCCCAUUGGCGCAAAUGCCACGCUCCAGUCGUCUGUUGUUUCGUCGACGCUGCUCGCCGCAGUGUAUACUUCGUUUGCUACGACGUUCAACCAAAGAGUAGCGCCCCAACAAGCAAUAUCCCCCACUGUCCUCUUUGUGCGGUCGGCUGCUCGUCUGGGCGUUGCCGCUGGCCUCGCAGGCGCCGCCGUCAACUGGUACUACUAUUCGGCUUUUGCAAAUGUCGUCGUCGAAGACCAGGUGCCGGAGCGCACCAAGUGGCGCCUGUACGAAUGGUCAAAGAGAUACACGGUCGAAGACGGCGCCUUGGCCGGCGCUGCUCUCGGACUGUCUGCCUCGAUACCUAUGCUGCUCAUGCGCCGCCCUGCCAUCCCGCGCUGGACGCGAUGUCUGGGCAUGGCCAACAUUGGCGCCUGUACGGGUGUGGUGGGCGCCCAUGCCUACUUCCAGUACACUGGCGAACGGCAAAAGGCUUACCGUCGCCUUGACGGGCUGCGGAAGCGGAGAUCACUCGAGUUCUGGCCCAUCUUCUGGAACAAGGAGCUCAUGUCCAGGCUAAGUCCCAUUAUGCAGCACUACGUCCGGCAUAACGGUAUCUGGUACACACAGCUGUUGCCGGAUGACGUCUUUGAGCAAAGGGACCAUGUCUGGACUCAAUUGGUUGAGUUCGAGAACGCUGCAACGAAGCCGACGAACCAAGUUGAUACCGUGGAAGUACAGACAGUAGAGCAGAGCCACGAGUUGCCAUUCUAUUCGGAGCCAAUCGACUACGCCACAGAUCUCAAGCAAAUCGACGUCGACAGCACAAAAUAUAAGCUAGAAGAGAUGCAAGUCGAGAAGGCCAUGCUACUCGAAGAAGCAGAGUACCUGCUGUGUCUCAACGCACAACAGCGGUACGAGUACUGCCACAUGGGCGCCAUGGAUCACGACGAGCGCCAGAGACGGCUGCGCGAGAUACAUGUCGUCGAUAUAGCAUACAACCGCCUACGCAAUGCUGCGGAUGCGCUGGACAUCAAAAUCAUCCAAUGGCGCAUGUCGCUCCGGCACAAGGCCGCAUGGGAAAAGCCGUCGGGAGACGACCAGGUUGCCGACUGGUUGCCCGAGCCCCGGUGGAUCAGCUUUGCCACGCACAAGCCCACAUUUUCAACCCUCGAGAUUGUAAAGAUGCAGCGGCAGGUGGAUGCAGAGGUGCAGCAGUUCGAGCAAGGCAGCAUGGACGCUGCAUGUUCCAAGGACAAGCGAGAGAGGUGGACCAAGGAUGCCGAGGACGGCCGGGUGAUACUGCGUGCCUCGGACCAUGUCCUCUUUCGAAUGGAAAAGGCGAGCAAGACAGCCGGUGACCAUGGCCCUUUCCCCGUAGAGAAGCUGGAUUCUGCCAACGAGCCGACGUCUACGAGCGAGGAGGUCGCCGGACCAGCCAUAGAAGGCAUGCUCGUGAGAAAAGACGUGGCCGAACCGCCUGCUGGCAGCCUGGAGCCGGGCAAAUCGUGA